Mercenaria mercenaria is the source of this 2841-nucleotide messenger RNA. RefSeq names its product dynein intermediate chain 3, ciliary-like. Bases 149 to 1951 code for a protein of 600 amino acids. The transcript is spliced from 13 exons. The record is from RefSeq and is a predicted model, not a curated record. NCBI's taxonomy places the organism in Eukaryota, Metazoa, Mollusca, Bivalvia, Venerida, Veneridae. Gene Ontology annotation, biological process: outer dynein arm assembly; cilium movement. Gene Ontology annotation, cellular component: outer dynein arm. Gene Ontology annotation, molecular function: dynein heavy chain binding; dynein light chain binding.
GAAAUACAUCGGUAGUGCGCAUGCGUUGUUCAAUGUUUCUAUUAGCAACGCUGGUAGCGAUUUGAUUCUGUCUCCAAGAAAGUUGACAAUUUUCAGACGGCGGAGAUAUUUCUGAUGACUUUGUAAAGAGCAUUUAACAGCAACAAAAAUGGAGAUAGUAUAUGUAUACACUAAGAAGAGGGCCGAGUUUGGCCGGCAGUGCAAUUUCACUGAUCGAUCAGCUGAAUUGCAUGUUGAUAUUUUGCCAGAUCCAAGCCUUGCAGAAAAUUUUAUUGAGAGGAAUCCAGUUGACUCGGGAAUACAAUGUGUCCAAGAAAUGUCAGAACAUGAGGUCAAUACAGAGAGAUUUGAAACUGGUUCUCGCGGUAUUAACCACACAGAGGGUGGCUGGCCUAAAGAUAUCAAUCCACAAGAAGUGGAGCAGGUCACCAGAUUCAGAAAGAAAGUUGAGAAAGAUGAAAUGUAUGUCAACACAAUACACCAACUUGGAACGAUAAUGGAACACUGUAUAAAACAAAAUAAUGCUAUAGAUAUAUAUGAAGAAUAUUUUGAACACGUUCACUUGGAUGAAGUAGAAGAAUCACCAUCAGCCAAAACCAUCAAUGUAUUUAGAGAUCCCAAUGAGAUCAAAAGAACAGCCACACAUAUAUCCUGGUUCCCAGAUGGUCCCAGAAAACUGGCAGUGGCCUAUUGUAAUCUUGAGUUUCAGGGAUCUUCACCAGAUACCAGCAUGGACUCAUACAUCUGGGAUGUUGAAAACCCAAACAAACCAGAGAUGACAUUGAAGCCAGUAUCUCCGUUGGUGUGUGUCGAGUACAAUCCCAAAGAUUCACAUGUUCUACUAGGAGGCUGUUACAAUGGACAAAUUGCUUACUGGGAUGUACGUAAGGGAUCUCAGCCUGUAGAAAUGUCACCAAUAGAGCACAGUCACAGGGACCCAGCAUACAAGGCAAUGUGGAUCCAGUCUAAGACUGGUACCGAAUGUUUCUCAGCUUCCUCUGAUGGUCAGGUACUCUGGUGGGAUAUCAGAAAAAUGGGGGAACCAACUGAAAAGCUCAUCUUAGAUCCAACAAAGAAACUUGAUAUGACUAAAGCACAAGGAGCAAUGGCAUUAGAAUACGAAGCAACUAUGCCAACAAAAUUCAUGGUUGGUACAGAGCAGGGUACAGUGAUGUCAUGUAAUAGAAAAGCUAAGACACCAGCGGAGAAAAUUGUUGCCAUUUACCCCGGUCAUCUUGGACCCGUAUACUCACUACAGAGAAAUCCAUUCUUCCCGAAAAAUUUCCUCAGUGUGGGAGACUGGAAGGCAAGAAUCUGGUCAGAAGAUAUCAGAGAAUCUUCUAUUAUGUGGACAAAACAAUAUCAGUCAUAUCUCACAGAUGGUUGCUGGAGUCCUAUCCGACCCUCCGUGUUCUUUAUUACCAAAAUGGACGGUACUUUGGAUGUCUGGGAUAUUAUAUUUAAACAGAAUGAUCCAACACUCAGUUUACAGGUGUGUGAUGAACCACUGCACAGUUUACGUGUACAAGAACAAGGACGAUUGGUGGCGUGUGGCUCACACACAGGAACUACAACAUUGUUAGAACUUUCAGAUAGUCUGUAUACAUUACAGAGAAAUGAAAAGAACUUAGUAACUGCUAUGUUUGAAAGGGAAACUAGAAGAGAAAAGAUAUUAGAUGCUAGACAUAGAGAAAUGAAAUUGAAAGAAAGAGCAAAAAGUUCAGCUGAUGGAGGAAAAGAAAAGGAAGAGGAGGGAGGUGAGGAACCAUUAGCGGGAGAUGAAGAUCUGUACCAGAAGGCUGAGGACGAGUUUUGGUCUAUAAUCAACCAAGAGAAAAAGAACAUAGAGAAAAAGAAGGAUGCAGAAAUGGACAAGGCUGAUCCUGGAAAGCAAUCACCAAUACCCGAGGACCAGGAACAAGAAGCAGCGGGUGAAGGAGAGAAGAAAUAAAUCAUGAAAUAAACUUGCAACAGUGACUGGUUACCAUUGUUUAACAUGUGCUAGCAGUGUUUUGUUCAGUCAAAAAAAACCCAGGAAAUUCAGCAUUUACCAUGACUUAUGUUUGAUAUGAAAGACAACGGAGGUUCACUUCAGUGAGAUAAUCAUGGACUUUAAAUAAUGGAUCUUCUUGUAAUGAUGAAAGCUUGUGUGGCUUGUUUUUCUUGCAAGAAUGAGUUUGGCUAUUUUCAUUAAAUAGUGUUUACUGCUGAAUUUGUAUCUGCUAUUUUCAUUAAAAUACAGUAUGAAUCGUCCACCUAACCAAAAACACUGUGAUUUACUCAUUCAUUCCAAUUUCAUCUCAUUUUACUUACCAUUUUGACAGAAGGGAGUGUUGGGGUGGGGGGUGUAGAGCAGGGAAUGCAAUUUUCAGUUUUCUAAAUAAAAUGUUCUGUUUUCGUGAAUUGAAUUUGCAAGUUAUAACAACAGAAUGCAAGCAUGAUGCCUAUGGCAAAAAGGAGGAUAGCUUUAGCUGAGUCUCUAUUUGCUAGUUCUCUAAAAAAAAAGGCAGCUUAACCAUUUUUGAAAAAAGAAAAAUGACUUAAUUACCCAGAAUGCAAUUCAUGGUAUUGCAUGGGCUGCUUUCAUUUAAGCAUUUAUUUGUUCUAUGGAUUAUGUAAGAGAUUUAUUUAGUUUCCAUAAAGUUAAUUCUGUAUAAAACCCAUGAACCAAAAUCUUAAUUUACUUUUCCUUCUUGUUUAUUUUUCCUAAUUUAUGAAAUAAUUUUUUGCUAUUUUACUUUGAAGAUUGUGAUAAACAUCUUAUGAUGUUAUAUGUUUACAACUGUUACAAAUAUAUUUACUGAAAAAAAAAAGUGAAAUAAAGAAAUUUUGAAAUAACAA